This is a messenger RNA of Tripterygium wilfordii, 2190 nucleotides long. RefSeq names its product serine/threonine-protein kinase GRIK1-like. Gene Ontology annotation, cellular component: cytoplasm. The coding region runs from base 686 to 1915 and encodes 409 amino acids. Lineage: Eukaryota; Viridiplantae; Streptophyta; Magnoliopsida; Celastrales; Celastraceae. Gene Ontology annotation, molecular function: protein serine/threonine kinase activity; ATP binding. Gene Ontology annotation, biological process: intracellular signal transduction; protein phosphorylation. The record is from RefSeq and is a predicted model, not a curated record. The transcript is spliced from 13 exons.
GCAUCGUUGCUUACUGUCCACGCGCUUCGGAAAUAUCAUAUUUUUGUCCCCAACCGGUCUCCCUAAUCCUCCAAACCAAACAUUUUCUUAACUUCCAAACAAUGAACUCUUCUCCCUCCGUCAUAUAUUAGGGUUUCAAUUUCGAAUUAUCUCCUUCUCGCCGGCUUCAGUUCACUCUUCUUAUAAGCUCGGGUUUUAUUUGCAACAUCACCAAACCGAAGCUAGGGUUUCUUAGGAUUGUGUUUACAAUUUGUUAUUAAAUUUUAAAUUACUAUGUGGUUUUAAAAUUGGAUCUUCGAUUUUUCCUCUGGACUUGGAAUUGGGGUUUCCGGCUUGCCAUCGUCAACAUCGGCAACUGCGACACGUUCCUAUUUUGGCCAACGUGUUGUUGAUGUGGAUGGUGGUGGCGAUCCAGGCGUGCAUUGAUUGAUUUAUACUGGAUUGAUAGCGAUGUGGGGUUCCAAUCUAAAUGGAUGUGAUACAAUUUUGUGUUUCUUUCAUCUUGCUGAAUGGCAUCCAUUGGAAUAGCGAAGCUGAUUAGGGCUUGAAGCCCUUACUCUGCCUGCUUUUUCUUUACUGGAGGUUUUGGGAUCAAUUUUUUUUUUUUGUGUUCCUGAGAAUUAUAGUGAUUGCAAAAAAAGAAAAAGGAUUCAUUCUUAGUGAGAGUUAUACUAUUGGGAGAUUGAUGGGCUGCUGCAGUUGUUUUGGUUUUACUCGAAAACCCAAAAGGCGACCCAGGCCUAUCUCUGUGGCUAAUUUUCGGCCAUCCCAGGAAUUCUUGUUAGAUGAGGAAAUAGACGAUGAGGAUGAUGGUUCAUAUAAUGGCGAGAUAACUGAUACUGCUCAUCGGGAUGUUGAUGCCGAUGGUGGUGAGUUUCCAAGCCGCUUGAGACGUUCUGAGGAGAUAUUAAAGUUUAGAGAACAGAAUGGAUUUAUUUGCAGGCAAUUUCCUGUCAAGGAAACCCACAAAGUUGUACGCACAGAGGAUGAAAAUGGUAAUAAAGUGGUCAACGAGUAUGUUCGUGAGUAUAAAAUUGGUGCUGGUAGCUAUGGAAAAGUGGUUUUAUAUCGGAGCCGUGUAGAUGGAAAGCAUUAUGCAAUCAAGGCCUUUCAUAAGUCUCACUUAUCAAAGCUGCGUGUUGCACCUUCAGAGACUGCUAUGACUGAUGUUUUACGUGAGGUUUUAAUAAUGAAAGUGUUGAACCAUCCUAAUAUUGUCAAUCUCAUUGAGGUGAUUGAUGACCCAACCACAGAUCAUUUCUACAUGGUUCUAGAAUACGUCGAUGGCAAAUGGGCAUGUGAAGGUUGCGGUCCUCCUGGUGGUAUUGGGGAUGACACUGCUAGAAAAUACUUACGGGAUAUUGUAGCUGGCCUAAUGUAUCUCCACGCACACAAUAUAGUGCAUGGAGAUAUUAAACCUGAUAAUCUGUUGGUUACUCGCACUGGUACGGUGAAGAUUGGAGAUUUCAGUGUCAGCCAGGUGUUUGAGGAUGAUAAUGAUGAACUUCGCCGUUCUCCUGGGACUCCGGUCUUCACUGCACCUGAGUGCUGUUUAGGUUUAACCUAUCAUGGGAAGGCUGCUGAUACUUGGGCGGUGGGAGUUACAUUGUACUGUAUGAUACUGGGACAAUACCCUUUUCUGGGAGAAACGCUACAGGAUACCUAUGAGAAGAUUGUUAAUAACUCCUUAAUACUCCCGGAUGAGAUAAAUCCACAGUUGAAGAACUUACUAGAAGGCCUACUUUGCAAAGACCCAAAUCAAAGGCUGACUUUGGAUGAGGUGGCACGACAUGCGUGGAUCAUAGGAGCAGAUGGGCCCAUCCCUCAGUAUCUGUGUUGGUGCAGGCGCAAGAGCCUGGAUAAAGUAGAAUUUGAUGAGAUCAAAGACGAUGCUGACAUGACUGACACAUUCUAACGAAAUUGACUAACUAGUUUGGAUUUGUUGUUUUCGUACAGUAGAACUAUAGGCUCUUAUUUAUGUUUUGUUUUGUUUUUAUUUCACACUUGGCCAGAGAGAGGCAUAGCAAGUGCUUAGAAUGUGUAGGAGUGUGCUGUUGUUUGGGUUUUAAACUUGAGAUAAACAAAGGUUAGCUGAGAGAACAUUGUUCAUCUUAUGCAGGCUCUCAAUAUGUAUUGGUGCAUUAGAACCUCCGGGACCCCAGGAGUGAGUUUGUAUACCUGGGUUGUAGA